ACUAAUAUUUCAAAAAUUCUUCUCUUCAAGGAAAAAGAAAAUCCAAUUCAAGAAAAAUGGCAAAUCCUCAACCGGAAGAAAUUCAAGGAUAUCCUGCAGGUGAUAUUCAUUACCAGUUCAGGAAAAAAUUAUCAAACGCUGAUAUUAACGAUGGACUACCAUUGGUGGGAGAUGCAGUUACUAUCCUAAGUAAUUUUAAUGAACAAAUUAAUACCAGGCUUUAUACGCCUUACUGUAAUCACGAAGUGACACUGACGCAAGCACAUAGUACCUCGACUUAUACGUUGACUGGCAAAGGGUGGAAAGACAUUGCAGCAAAUGAUGGAUUGGUUGAAGGACUCGAAGUCGAUUUCUGGGCAGUAACAGCAGCUAACUCAAAUCAGUUGUGCCUACUCAUGCAAGUGGUUCAUGUAGAUUCCGAUGAAGAAGAUCAUAUACGCACAUGAGGAAGAUUAAUCGUCCGACAGUGAAGAUAAUAGACAACAAUGCAGUCAUAGUUUUGAAGCAUCGACUUUACUUUUCUUCUGUUAAAUGUGACUGGUUUGUUUUAAUGUAAAUGUCAUUGUGAGUUAAGUCAAAGCAUUUAAGCAUUCCUAAAGCAAAUAAAAUAAAUGUAACCUUUAUACAA
This is a messenger RNA of Jatropha curcas, 628 nucleotides long. Lineage: Eukaryota; Viridiplantae; Streptophyta; Magnoliopsida; Malpighiales; Euphorbiaceae. The record is from RefSeq and is a predicted model, not a curated record.